Messenger RNA from Homarus americanus (American lobster), 2014 nucleotides. RefSeq names its product UDP-glucosyltransferase 2-like. Gene Ontology annotation, molecular function: UDP-glycosyltransferase activity. Bases 419 to 1621 code for a protein of 400 amino acids. The transcript has 7 exons. Lineage: Eukaryota; Metazoa; Arthropoda; Malacostraca; Decapoda; Nephropidae. The record is from RefSeq and is a predicted model, not a curated record.
CAGUGCCGUUCAAUAGCCUGAGGAGUGAGGACGCUCCAUUCACUGCUUCCACUAUCAGCAAACAUUCUCCAGAACGGACGGUAGAGUGUGUGUAAUACCACUGUGGGAGUCAGUAUGAGGAGGUGUAGUGUGUUGUUCCUACUGCUGGUGGUGACGUCUGGCCCGGCAGCCGGCUACCAGGUGCUGGUGCUCACUCCAGUAGCCUCCUGCAGCAUCUAUAAUCUGUGUCGCUCACUCUCAGAGGCUCUGGGUGACGCUGGCCACUCUGUCCUCCUCUGAUGCAUCGUCCAGACACGAAAAUGUAACGGAAGUCCACACCGGCGCCGACUCGUUCGAGUUAAAUUUGUUUGUGUUGGGACCCAACAUUGCAUUGCUUCAAAAGAAAAUUCUGGAAAUUGCUGCAGAAACCGGCAGGAGGAUGUGGUCUAACGAGGCAAUACAACGACUCUGGCAAAAUAGGGACAGUUACCAGGCUAUAGUAAUUAUUGGCUAUAUCAAUGAGGUGGCUGUACCAUUUCUCCUGGAUUACAAAGGUGUGUACAUCAAUUUAUGCACUCCUGGGGUAGAACUCUUGCACAUGAAGCAGCAAGGCAACUGGCUGCCCAUGUCCGUCUUGCCAGGAAUAAAGACGACAUUCACCCAUGACAUGACCUUCAUGGAGAGAGUUCUUAACCCACUACUCACCCUGUGGCCUUACCUUAAUUACCAGUAUAAUGUGAUCCCUCGCUUCCAGGAGCUACUGCAGAAGUUCUUCCCCAAUUUGCCUCCACUUACCACACUCUACUGGAACAGCUCCCUGACCCUCAUCAACAGCCACUACGCCGUGGACGGACCUAUGCCACUGUUGCCCACACAGGUGGAGGUGGGCACCAUCAAUGCCAAGAAGGCCAACCCACUUCCUCAGGAUCUGGAGGAGUUCAUGGAGGGAGCUGGGGAGGCUGGGGUCAUCGUGUUCAGCCUUGGUAGUGUGGUGAAGAGUGGUGAGAUCCCACACAGUUACAAGAUGAUACUGGUGGAGGCGUUCAGACGGCUGCCUCAGCGGGUCUUGUGGAGGUACGAGGAUGAUGACCUGGACCUCCCCGCCAACGUCCUCACCAUGAAGUGGCUUCCCCAGCAGGAUGUACUAGGUCACAGGAGGACGCGAGUGUUCAUCUCUCACUGUGGUACCUUUGGCACUCAGGAGGCACUCUACCACGGCGUGCCAGUCCUCGCCCUCCCCAUCGCCCAUGACCAGCCCCGUAAUGCCCAACGUUUUGCCAAGAAAGGAUACGCUUACCUCCUCAACUGGAAGGACCUGAGUGUCAACGCCAUCCUGAACGGAGUCAAGACACUCAUCAAGGACCCGACGUACCGCGAGAGAGUGAAGGACGUCUCAAGGAUGCUGCAGGACCAGAAGGAGAGCGCGGGGGAGAGGGCCGUGUGGUGGGUGGAGCACGCCAUACGUCAUCAAGGAUCCCCCCUCCUGGUGUACGCCGGCAAGAGACUCAACUUCUUCCAGUACAUAAUGUUGGACGUAUUCGUCUUCUGGCUGGUGGUGCUGUCGGCGUGGGCCUUCCUCUCCUGCUACUGCGUCAGGAGGCUGUCUGGCUUGUGUUGUAGUAGGAAGGAUAAGAUAGAGUGAUGGUAAAGGAUAAAGAAGAAUAAAAUAUAAAGAAUUUAACUGAUGAAGCAUGAACGAGAAGAAUGAAAUAGGUAAAAAUUGGUUCAUAAAAAUAUGUUUUUAAUCUAAAGUGGAAGGAGAGUGUACUGAAGGCAUGAUGAUGAUGAUAAUGAAGUAAAGUGGCAAAUGACUUUGCACUGGGAAAGGAGAGAGGAGAGAGAAGUAAAGCAUAGAAACGGGAAGAAAUGUGGGAGGGGUAGAUAGCAGGUGGGCUUGUAGUGGAUUUCUCCCCUACAAACACUGUUUGUCUCUGCAUAGCCGACCUCACGAAUUCCCCUGUGUAUGCCUCGUGGUCUAGGUCAACCAGCGCCGCCCACGGAGCGGGGGUCAACUACUAAGCCACGCCUACCCUCU